AAGCGGAUUCAGUGAGUCACGGCGUCGCGUCGAGCAUCGUCGCUUUUAUUCCCGGACGUGCAUCCCCUUCGACGCCGACAAGUCAACUACGAAAUGCUUAUAACGAGACGGUGAAAUUCGAUUUUGCCCACACGAGCGAUCACACGUCCCACCAGACCGGAAGUCGUUUAAAUUUUCGCCUACCGAAGUCGGACCAUUUCAUCCAUUUUUAAUUCUAUACGGAAUUUUGUCGACGAAUUUAUGUGACACGUUCAGUGCUUUGGUUAUCGAGGAAAUUAAUUGUAAAUAGAAAACAUUUUUGUGGCAUCUUUGAGUAUAGGCUGUUUACGAUUUGAUGAUACAGGGAGUUUGAAAAACAAGAAGUUGAUAAGGGUCUAACAAAGAUGGACGUAAAAGGGCGAGUUGCCCUGGUGACGGGUGCCGCUUCUGGCAUCGGCAAAGCGUGUGCCAUAGAAUUGUUAAAAGAAGGUGCUAAAGUGUCCAUAUGCGAUAUAAUUGCAGAUGAGGGUGAUAAGGUAGUAGAAACUUUGUCCGCGGAAUACGGAAAAGAUCGAGUAAUCUUCUGUCAAUGUGACGUCACAGACUACUCACAGUUCGAAGAAUCUUUUCAAACGACGAUGGCAACGUUUGGUCACAUCGACAUCGUAAUCAACAAUGCUGGAAUCAUGAACGAUCGAUUUUGGGAGCUGGAAGUCGAUAUUAAUGUCAACGGUGUGAUCCGUGGAACUUUGCUUGCCCAGCGAUUUAUGGGGACGGACAAGGGUGGCCAGGGUGGAAUCGUGGUUAAUAUUGGAAGCAACGUCAGCAUCAACCCUUAUGCCAGUGUACCAAUUUAUUCUGCCACUAAGGCGGCGAUUGUUAACUUCACCAGGGCGUUCGGGCAUCAAUACCAUGUGGAUUUAACCGGAGUGAAGGUAAUGGCAUUGUGCCCAAGUGCGACAGAUAGCAAAUUACUGGGGAACGUAACCAAACAGUUGCUGUGGGCUAGAUACGAAGACGCCUGGCGCAGUGACGUAGCCAGUUCAGUUCCUCAGAGAGCGGAGCACGUGGCAAAGGCGUUGAUCCACAUUCUGAACACAGGCAAAAGCGGCAGCGUGUGGUUGGUCGAAAAGGACCAGCCACCCCGCGAAAUCACAUUCCCGGAGAAUUAAAAGAUCCUAGCAUCUCCACGAAUCACGUGGAUCCUUCCUCGCUUGAAUACAAGUAAACUGUGCCGUACCAUAAUCGCGAAUGUACCGAAAUUAUAGUCGAAAAUUGCUGAGGAGCCCUACGGAUCGCUGAGGAGUUCCCGAGGAUCGAUGGAUCGAUUGCUCAAUGGAGACCACGUCAGAAUACGCGUGAAACCUAAAUACAACGCGUUGAUCGAUUAAAAAUUAAUUCAUCGACACGUUUCAUCGCCAAAGAGACUACUCUGAUUCGAAUGAUUUUCUGAACAUUCAUUUCACACAAGUUGCAAUGUUCUUGCGACUAAUUUGCAUCGAUUUUAAAGCGAGAGUUAUGCGAAAAAUUCUGUUGUUAAUCGAUCAGAGAAAUUUUCAGGGACCGAUUUUAAACUACCCUGUAAACGGUGGUUGAAUUUUUUAAUGGGAAUUAUGUUGAUGAGCGUGCAAUUUUGGAUUUCGAACUGAUUUUAUGGGAAAAAGAAUUUUUCACGCUGUAAUAUUGAUUGUGAAUUGAAUGAUUUUUCGGUGAGAAUUGAAGUGUUCAAAUUAAGGUGUAACCGAAAUUUGAAAUUUUCGACUGCCGUCAUUUUUCCUAUGGAACACACUUUGUAACAUAUUUCCGACACUUUUUUAUGUUUGAUAUGGCGACUGGCUAUGUGGCACUGGGAGAGAGGAAGGUUUUAUAAGUUUUUGUUUUUUUCUCAAGGUUUUCUAAUUCCCCGAGUUUCAAAUUUCCAAGGUUUCAAAUU
This is a messenger RNA of Megachile rotundata (alfalfa leafcutting bee), 1912 nucleotides long. RefSeq names its product 15-hydroxyprostaglandin dehydrogenase [NAD(+)]-like. Gene Ontology annotation, cellular component: cytoplasm. Gene Ontology annotation, molecular function: oxidoreductase activity, acting on the CH-OH group of donors, NAD or NADP as acceptor. Lineage: Eukaryota; Metazoa; Arthropoda; Insecta; Hymenoptera; Megachilidae. The record is from RefSeq and is a predicted model, not a curated record.